AUGGCAAUUUCAAUAGUAACAACAGCGUCUGGUGCAUCUUGGCAGGAGGUCGCCAAAGAUAGGCAAAGACACCGUGAUGAGACCAUCGCAGCUGUCCAGCCAGCUAUCCCGGAUAUCACUAACAUUCCAUUGAACACAUUAUCAGUUGCGAGACAAGUACUCACACCUGAUGAAAUCAAAAUUACUGAAGCUAAAGUCGAAGAUUUGUUGACUAAACUUGCAAAAGGGGAGUUAAGUUCAACCGAGGUCACGAACGCAUUCUUGAGAAGAGCCGGAUUGGCACAAAAAGUGCAAGCCCUUUCUCGUGCGAAAUACCUAGAUGAGUAUCUCAAAACGAAUGGAAAGACUCUUGGUCCCCUUCACGGCUUACCGAUAAGCGUAAAAGAACAUCUUGGGAUCAAAGAUUUGGAUCAUAAUGCCGGAUUUGUUGCUUGGGUUGGCAAGACAAGUCCAAGCAAUGCACAUAUUGUGGAGAUUCUAUUGAAUGCAGGUGCAGUUUUAUAUGCUAGGACCACACAACCGCAGACCCUAAUGCAUUUGGAGACGAGUAACAACAUAUACGGAGUGACUGUAAACCCUUUUAAUACUACCUUGACUUGUGGCGGCUCUUCUGGAGGUGAAGGAGCGUUGAUUGGGUUCAGAGGUUCAUGUCUUGGUAUUGGAACUGAUAUUGGUGGUUCAAUUCGUUCACCAGCAGCAAACAACGGUAAUAGACUGAGUGAAGUAGUUGAAUGGAAACUCGCUUACAUUUAUACAGGCUUGUAUGGCAUGAAGCCAACAACACGUCGGCUACCAGUAGAGGGAUGGGCUGCAACGAUGGCUGGUUCCGAACACAUCCUUGGCACAAUCGGACCAUUAUCAACAAGCUUGGAAGGCUGCAAAGUCUUCAUUAAAACGCUUAUUGAUGCGAAACCUUGGUAUAAAGAACCCUCUCUUUUGCCUUUUCCUUGGAAAGAAGAAGAUUUCUUUUCUGGUAAGAAACUGAAGGUUGCCAUUUUGUGGGAUGAUGGAGUUGUCAAACCACAUCCGCCAGUUACUAGAGCAUUACAGCAAGUUGUGGACAAGCUCAAAACAAAUGACAAUAUUGAGGUGGUUGAGUGGAAGCCGUACAAGCAUGAUCUCGCUUGGGAUAUAAUUGCCAAUCUAUAUUUCGCGGAUGGUGGAGAGCAAGAACUCGAUGCGAUCAAAGAAUCCGGAGAGCCGCUGCGACCUCUCACUGAGCACAUCAUCACUCAAAACCAGAACGUACAAUCACACAGCAUUGCCUCCAUGUGGAACUCCCAAGUAGAAAGAGACAACUAUCGUACUGAGUAUGCAAACAUUUGGAACGAAACAGCGACUUCGAAGACACCGAAUGGUGGGCUAGAAGGAAUGGUAGACGUCAUAUUGUCUCCAGUUGGACCAGGGAGUGCGCCAAAACUAGAUACCGCAAAAUGGUGGGGAUACACCUCGCAAUGGAAUCUGUUAGAUUAUCCGGCCAUAAUAUUUCCAGUGGAUAAGGUCGACGUCACAAAAGAUAACGCCAAAGAGACGUACACACCGAGAAAUGACAAGGACAAGUACAACUGGGAUUUAUGGGAACAAUAUAGAGCUGAAGGCUAUAAGGACGCACCUGUUAGCUUGCAGCUGAUUGGUAGACGGUACGAGGAGGAGAAGGUUAUCCAGGCGUUAGAAAUCAUUCAAGGGCAAACCGGAUUACCAUUUGUUGAAUACAUUUGA
Messenger RNA from Sclerotinia sclerotiorum 1980 UF-70, 1719 nucleotides. RefSeq lists its product as hypothetical. Bases 1 to 1719 code for a protein of 572 amino acids. The record is from RefSeq and is a predicted model, not a curated record. The transcript has 5 exons. Lineage: Eukaryota; Fungi; Ascomycota; Leotiomycetes; Helotiales; Sclerotiniaceae.